Molecule: messenger RNA, 2085 nt
Organism: Arabis nemorensis
Lineage: Eukaryota; Viridiplantae; Streptophyta; Magnoliopsida; Brassicales; Brassicaceae
Source: the annotation of a GenBank genome assembly
AUGAAUCGUCAUCAUCAUCACUCUCGUUUCUUCUUCUUCUACCUGAUGAUUCUCUUUCUUUCUCAAGAUUUUCCCGCACUUUCUCUCCGUUUCUCGCCGCCACAGCACAACUUAACCCUCUUCGGCGACGCCUACUUUCGCGACCACACAAUCUCACUCACCCAUCAAAAGCCCUGUUUUCCGUCGUCGCCGGUAAACUCCUCCUCCGGCAUCGGACGAGCACUCUACGUUUACCCAAUCAAGUUUCUAGAACCUUCCACAAACACCACCGCUUCUUUCUCCUGCCGCUUCUCCUUCUCCAUCAUCUCCUCUCCUUCUUGCCCCUUCGGCGACGGAUUCGCCUUCUUGAUCACCUCCAAUGCCGACUCAUUCGUCUUCUCCAACGGCUUCUUGGGUUUGCCCGAUCCGCAUCACUCCUUCAUCGCUGUCGAGUUCGACACUGGUUUCGACCCGAUUCACGGCGAUAUCAACGACAACCAUAUCGGAAUCGAUGUAAAUUCCGUCUUCUCCGUCGCUUCCGUCGACGCGAUUUCAAAAGGGAUCGAUCUCAAGAGUGGUAGAGAGAUGAAGGCGUGGAUUGAGUACAGUGACGCUCUCAAACUCAUUAGGGUUUGGGUCGGGUUUUCUUCCGUCAAGCCUCCAACUCCGGUUUUAUCCACACAGAUCGAUCUCACCGGAAAAUUCAAGGAGUAUAUGCACGUCGGCUUCUCCGGUUCAAACACCGCAACUGGCUCAGCUCUGCAUAUCGUCGAGCGAUGGAGAUUCAGGACUUUCGGAUCUCACAUUGACGCGAUUCAAGAAGAUGAUCAUGAUGACGAUUGCUUGGUCUGCUCAGGCGAUGAUCUGAAGAAUAAUCCGAUUGAGAUUCACCGUAAAGGUUACGACUUUAGGGUUUCGGUUAUUGGAUUAAAGAUCCCAAUCUGGAGUCUCUUUCCUGGUUUAGCUGCGAUUGCGAUUCUCACUGCGUUUAUUGUUUUCUCAAUGAUUCGGAGCAAGAAGAGAAGGAUUUUUGAGAACCCAGAGGAGCAAGUCGGAGGAGAUAAUCACUCGGGACUCAACAGGAUUCCGGGAAGGUUAUCAUUGGCAGAGAUUAAAUCGGCGACAUUAGGGUUUGACGAUGACACUAUCGUGGGUCAAGGAGCUUCAGCUACUGUGUACAAAGGCUCGAUCCCUACGAUCGGAUCCGUGGCCGUGAAACGGUUUGAUCGAGCUCACUGGCCACAGUGUAACCGGAACCCAUUCACCACAGAGUUCACUACCAUGACUGGUUACUUGCGGCACAAGAAUCUGGUUCAGUUCCAGGGCUGGUGUAGUGAAGGCACCGAGACGGCUUUAGUGUUCGAGUACUUGCCCAACGGAAGUUUAAGCGAGUUCCUGCACAAGACACCUUCAUCGGAAGGAGAAGAGUUCAUAGUCCUCUCUUGGAAGCAACGGGUUAACAUCAUCCUCGGGGUUGCCUCGGCGCUCACUUAUCUACACGAAGAAUGCGAGAGACAGAUUAUUCACCGUGACGUCAAGACUUGUAACAUAAUGCUUGAUGUAGAGUUCAACGCCAAGUUAGGUGAUUUCGGUUUAGCUGAGGUUUAUGAGCACAGUGCAUUGUUAGCAGGACGUGACGCUACGCUCCCGGCAGGCACUAUGGGUUACUUGGCACCUGAAUACGUUUACACAGGUGUACCCUCUGAGAAAACCGACGUGUACAGCUUCGGUAUCGUGGUUCUCGAGGUUUGUACGGGGCGUAGGCCGGUCGGGAAUGACCAGAGCGUGCUUGUGGACCUGAUGUGGAGUCUGUGGGAGAAAGGGAAGGUCUUGGAUGGUGCUGACGUGAUGCUCAAGGAAGAGUUUGAUGCGGAGGAAAUGGAAAGGGUGUUGAUGGUUGGGAUGGUAUGUGCGCAUCCUGACUGCGAGAAGCGGCCGCGUGUGAAGGAGGCUGCAAGGAUUAUACGCGGGGAGGCGCCGUUGCCAGUUCUUCCGGCGAGGAAGCCUUUGCUAAGGAUCCGGGUGGCUACGGAGGCGGAGCAGAUGGUUGCCGAUGGUUUGUGUGGGGAGGAUCUUCCUUGGAUGACUCCUAAAUCUCACUUUUAG